AUGAUGAACUCAAUGGAGAGCGAUGCUCAAACCCUAACAUGUCGAAUUUGUAGGAUGGAAGCUACUGAAAAUAACCAAUUAUUUCAUCCGUGUCAAUGCAAGGGAUCGAUCAAAUAUGUACAUGAGCCAUGCCUUUUUGAGUGGAUGAGCUCGAAAGGCAUAGAUAUAUCGAAGCCGGGUACAGAGGCUAAUUGUGAUAUAUGUCAUUUUCCAAUUCAUUUAAAGACUAUAUAUGAUGAUGAUAUGCCGGUGGCUCCGCCAAUCUUUGCAAUGAUGUUACAAUUUGCCAGCCAGAUCUUGCAAGAGGUGAGGAUAGGAGUUUUUCUUACGGUUGCUGCAGUGUUGGUGGUCUUUGGGUUGCCAAUGGCGUGGAAUGUGUGGGGGAAGAUAUAUACGAUUUUAUUGGAUGAUUUUACGUUGCCUUAUCCCAAUGAUCGGUGGUAUGUUAACCUUAUAUAUGGGUUUGAGGAGCCUUGGAUGACCAAGGAGAAUAUGAUGGAUAGACAAUAUCUCGUCAUCCAAGGGUUGUUGAAUUAUAAGUUUUCACUACUUCAGAUACUAUUAGUUAUUAUUCUACACGCGCUGUUAUAUUUCGUGUAUCUCUCUGUUUUAAAGGAGGAGGUUUUCCCCCGGAUGUUGUACCAUAAGAUUGGGCCCCUUUUCACAGAUGAUGCUCUCCUGAGACGCCGGCUGCAGGAGAGAUUCCCAGACAUUAGAACUGAGACAGUAGAGAAGAUCGUAAGGUUAAUGAAACUGACCAACAAUAAUCAGGAAUUAGGCGAUGCUGGGAAUCUACGUUUACAUAUACAGGAGCUAGACCUACAAGGACUGGAAGACCCUCAACAACAGCAACGGAAUGAUCUUGACGACACAACUGGGACAGAAAGCAAUGAUAGUGAUCACAGUGAGAUAGAUUUAGUUGUGGAAGGUGCCAAUCAAGGAGGGGGGGUUGAAGUUGACAAUAAUGAGAGGAUAGAAUUAGAUGACCAGGAAGAUGGAGAAGUUGCACAAUCCGAAGGGGAUGAAGGAGAUGAAGAAGCCGAAGAUGAAGAAGCCGAAGAAGAUGUACAGCAUAUCAGGGACGCACAACCACAGGUUAUCCGUAUGCAACUCGAUAUGAAUUUUGGAGAAUUUGAGGAUGAUGGCCAGAUGAGAUGGGAUGCACAAAGAAAUGAUGGAUUAGCCUUACCUUUGAUACAUAUUAAGCUGAACAUGUUGAACUUGGUGGGCUAUUUCUUGCUGGCUGUUGUUUUUAUUGGUACAUAUUUUUUUGUCACGUAUUUUGUUCCAACUAUUAUGGGAAGGGUUUUACUGUCUUUUUACUUUUACCUUAUUGAGCGAUUUGCGUAUAGUGUUUCAACGCUGAGUGCAUACACAGCAAAAUUUCUACAUCCUUAUUUGCCAAAAUUACCACUAUCUGCCGUUAGCGAUUUGAAUAAUUUGAAUACCCAUUUGAUUAACAAUUUUUUGGAAGUCAUAAGGAACCACUAUAUAUACUGCAAGUAUAGAGUGAAUCAUCCUGGGGGGUCAAUGCUAUUCUGUGGAUUACCUGCUGCUGCUACAUACUUGACUGCAUUGGCUUUAAUAUGUAUUAUUCCAGAGGUGAUAUCUAGAGGCUAUGGACGAACAAAUGGGCUACAGAAUGUUAUUAUGAGAGUCCUUUUUCAACAGACGUAUACUUUUAAAUGUACUGUAAAAGUUUUCAUACUAUUUAGUAUGGAGCUCGUUGGAUUUCCUACUUUAGCUGGUCUUAUGAUCGACUAUUCUCUUUUAACACCUUUGUUGCGCCCUCGUGGUUCACCAUUAAUAACCGUAUUGGUUAAAGAUAUGUGGCGACCAUGCUCUAUUUUCUUCCUAUGGUCUUUGGGUACUGCAUAUAUGUUCAUGUUUGCAAAGUUCAUAGGCAUUGUAAGGAAACAUAUUAUUAGACCAGGUGUGUUAUUUUGUAUCAGGUCGCCAGAUGAUCCCAAUAUGAGAAUUUUCCAUGAUAUUCUAAUAUACCCAACCCGUGGUCAAAUUCACAGAUUGGUAAUAUCUAUUUUACUAUAUGCGGUUCUAAUAUUAGUCGGAUUCGGAUUCCAUACCAAGUUAUUGUUCCCAUAUCUGUUAAAAAGCGAUUUAUUACCAAUAUACUGUGAUCUCACAUUUUCGGAAUGGCACUAUCGGUUUUUGAUAAUACUUUAUUAUACGAUAUCAUGGUUCAGUAACUCUAAAAACCUAGAGCUUUAUGUUAGAAUGUAUUGGAUCAAAGUAUUUUCUAUUAGUUGCAGAAAGCUGCGGUUAUCAUCUGUAAUAUUAGACAAAAAUGUUCCAAUGGAGAGAGGUAAAGUUGUAUAUCGAAACUUGUUUUAUCGAUUUUUGGCAUCUAAAAAGGCUAAGUGGUCUAAUCUUGAUUUAUAUUCUUCACCAAAGACAUUUGAGGAGGCCCAGGAAUUGUUCAAGGUGAAUCCAUCCAUCCACGCUUAUUUUGUUCCCGAUGGAUGCUUAAUGCGAGUUCCAGCCAACGAUAUUGUUUCUAGAAAUUAUGCACAAAUGCUAUUUGUUCCUGUUACGAAAGAUGAUAAGUUGUUGAAGACUAUGGAUUUGGAUAGAAUUAAGGAGAGGAAUUUACGUAAUGGAGGAGAGUUUGGUUAUCUUGAUAAGCCAUAUACUGUUUUUGAUUCGUAUAGUAUUGUUUACAUUCCACCAUCCUUUGCUACGAGGUAUACAACGCUUUUAGUAAUGAUAUGGGCAUUCGGAUCAAUACUAUUUAUUGGAGGUGGCUUAUUGUUUAACUAUUCAGGUCAACUAAUUAUGUGGGCCAUAUCAACUCCAGUUUCAUACCUCAUAGGGGCUCCUUUCAUCAGCAGCAUCACUAACAACCAAUCAUUCACUGGCUCGAACCUGUAUGCCAUAUCUUUAGGCUUUUGUUUCUGGUGUUAUUUGGUCGAUGAAGGGUUAUUUGAGUUCAUGAUUAGUAGUAAACUGUGGGAAUUCAAAGAAGUAUUAGCUGCACCAUUGGUAAGAAUUGGCUCUGGUGUACAUCGUUGCUUGAAAUAUUUGGUUAAUUCUCGUUUUAAUGUUCGUGUUGAAGAUCUUGUUGACUGGUUGGAAAGUUGUCCAUUAUUUGUCAAGAGAGUUUUGACUUCGUUGCUAGAAGGUAUUUUUGCGAAGAUUCUCUACAAAACGAUUUUAUUUCAUUACUCUAAUAUUAUGGAUUUUCGGAGUUAUUAUUUUAAAUCCUCCAAAUCUGCAGGUCCCCCAGAACCUGGAUUUACGGGAUCCACAUCUAGCUGGAUAGAAAACUGGGACUUCGUGUCAAGAGAAUUUUUAACGUGGUUCCUAAUUGAAUACCUUAUUAUGUCAUUUUUCCUGGGUUUCUUUUCCUUAGCUUCUGACAGACAAAAUAAGACGAAAUAUUUGAAAAUAGCUCUCUCCGUUAUUAUGAGAUACACAAUUCCAUUCUUAAUUACGAAUUCAUUUUACGGACUCAUCAUAUUAUUAAAGGGCUGUUUAUUUUCGGGCAAGUAUUUCUCUUCCGAAUGGUCCUCCUUACGGUUUUUGGAAGCACUGGAACCAAGUCCAAUAGAUGAUAUUGUGAUGCCAAUGAAUGCUUUAAAAGGAUAUGCGAUACACAAAAGCGCAGUCUUAGAACACUUAUAUUACAUUUCAAGUCCGCUCAUCUUCGUUUUAUGGUCUAUAUACUGUCACUACUCUUCUGUUAAACAAUAUAUUAAGAGAGUUUCUGAGAGAGCUAUAGACGAUCUAUACGGAAAGAGCAGAACCUUGGUUAACUUAGAAGAUUUUUAG
Messenger RNA from Eremothecium cymbalariae DBVPG#7215, 3789 nucleotides. RefSeq names its product E3 ubiquitin-protein ligase SSM4 (gene SSM4). Bases 1 to 3789 code for a protein of 1262 amino acids. Gene Ontology annotation, molecular function: zinc ion binding. The record is from RefSeq and is a predicted model, not a curated record. NCBI's taxonomy places the organism in Eukaryota, Fungi, Ascomycota, Saccharomycetes, Saccharomycetales, Saccharomycetaceae. Gene Ontology annotation, cellular component: endoplasmic reticulum membrane. The transcript has a single exon.